Molecule: messenger RNA, 1380 nt
Organism: Caenorhabditis bovis
Lineage: Eukaryota; Metazoa; Nematoda; Chromadorea; Rhabditida; Rhabditidae
Source: the annotation of a GenBank genome assembly
AUGGUUGAUAAAAAAACCGACGAAAAGAAACGUGCCCGCUCACCUUCGAGUUCAUCUUCAAGUUCCUCGGGAUCGUCUUCUUCUGGAAGCAGCUCUUCUGGAUCUAGAUCGUCCAGUUCUUCUAGUUCUUCCCGUUCAAGAUCGCCACGACGUCGCGAAAGAAGGAUGAGUGGUGGUCGUCGCUCACGCAGCAGAUCGAAUCGUCGUUCUCCUGCUCGAGCUCGAGCUCGUCGCUCACCAUCGCCGAUGCGUCGCAGACGCUCCCCAUCGCCUAGACGUCGUGAUCGGAGUGGAAGCCGUGGUCGCAGACGUUCCCCAAGACGAAGUCCGCAAACAAGAUCUCCACGUAGAGUUUCUGCAAAUAGAUCCCCGCGCCGCUCCCCUCUUCGCAAACGCUCUCUCACUCCGGCGAAAAGAAUUUGUAUAAGAAAUUUAUCGAAGAACGUACAAAAAGGUCAUCUCGAAGAAAUUUUUGCCAUCUAUGGUUCUAUCAAGCUGGUCGAUUUGCCGCCAGACCGAAAUCACCAAUACCUUCAUCGUGGAUAUGGAUAUAUCGAGUACGAAAACGUGGAAGAUGCUGAAAAGGCUAUAAAAUACAUGGAUGGUGGGCAAAUUGAUGGCUUAAUCGUAUCGGUUGAAAUGAUUUUGAACCGUGCCAGUGCUUCUGGGGCGCGUCGAUCCCCGAUACGCAGAAGAUCACCUGCAAGAAAGUCGCCAGUUCGUCGCGGAUCACCAUCUCGCCGUCGUAACUCACCUCUCCGAGGUAUGGAUGGAGGAGAUAAGCCAAUUGUUAAGUCUAUUCAAGACACAGGAGACAAGGUUACAAAUGCAGUCUCCCAGUUUUGGAACUUGAUAACUUCGAAUCCAUCUAUUAGAAUCGAGAGAGACGCCAAGCAUGUUUCUGUUAGUAAGUUGCCUUUAUACGCCGAGGACAAGACUGGUGAAAAAGUCAAAUUCGUUCCUGAUGAACCGUUACCACUACAACGAGAAUUCGCAACACUCCGAAUUGCUUGCGAGCGUGAAUACGAACGAAUCGUGGAAAGAUUCAAAGUUGUGGACUCGGCCGUAAACCAGACUAAGAAUGCGAUCAGUAAAACUAACGCAUAUUUAACAGAGGAAUGGACUGCACUUCCAAAAGCAGCAGCAAUAACCGUUGGUGGAAUGGCAGGAUUCAUGUUGGGAUUGAAAAGGGGUGUUUUGGGACGCACGUUCACUACUAGUGUUGGACUAGCAACAAUGGCAGCGUUUUGUUAUCCUGUCGAAGCUGUUGACGUCAUAAAAGUUGGCGUUGCGCACACUGAACAGGCUUGGCAAAACUUUCAAGACUCACCUCCCCCUGCUGCCGAAAAGUCUCCAAAGCAUUUGCUGCCAUCGAAGUAG